CUUCCCUCAGGCCGCCGCCAUGUUUUGGGGCCGGGCCCGGCCCGGGCUUCCCCGCUGAGGAAAUGGCCGGGCGGUGCCGGGGAGGCCGGGCCGCGCCGCCAACGCCCCCGGGAUAACCGGGGGAGGGGGCCGGGGGGGAUGGCGGCCGGCGGCGGCGGCGGCGGCGGGAGCGGCGGCAACUGGCUGUCGGGGGUGAACGUGGUGCUGGUGAUGGCCUACGGCAGCCUGGUCUUCGUGCUGCUCUUCAUCUUCGUGAAGAGGCAAAUUAUGCGCUUCGCCAUGAAGUCCCGACGGGGUCCCCACGUCCCGGUGGGACACAACGCGCCCAAGGACCUGAAGGAGGAGAUAGAUAUUCGCCUGUCCAAGGUCCAAGACGUCAAAUACGAGCCGAGACUCCUCGCCGAGGACGAUGCCAGGCUGCUGCAGCUGGAGGCACAAGGAAACCAAUGUACCGUGCCAGAUUGUUUCAACUACCUGUACCGGAUGAAAGCCCUGGAUGCCAUCCGGACCUCAGAGAUCCCGUUCCACCACGCGGAGAGCCGGCACCCGCGUUCCCUGGUGGGCACCAGCUUCCGCUCCUACUUGCUGGAACUACGCACCUCCGCCACCCCCUUUAAGGGGGUCCGCAAGGCCCUGGUCGACACCCUGCUGGACGGCUACGAGACGGCGCGCUACGGCACGGGGGCUUUCGGCCGCAGCGAGUACCUGAGCUACCGGGAAGCCCUGCGGGAGCUGGCGGCCACCGUCAAGGCCCGGGGGUCCGGCUCCCAGCGGCAGCACCAGACGGCGGCCAAGGACCUGACUCAGUCGCCCGAGGCUCCCCUGCCCUCGUCCCCGUCGCCCUCCACCAUCCAGGUGACGUACCUCCCGCCCGCCCACAGGAGCAAGAGGGCCAAGCACUUCCUGGAGUUGAAGAGCUUCAAGGACAGCUACAAUACACUGGAAAGCACCCUGUGACGUCACCCCGGACGCCCCCCUCCCCAAAGCACCCACCCACACCCUCCCCCCUUCCCGCCUCGCCCCCGCCCCGAUGCCCCUACCCGCCCGCCUCCCUCAUGACGACGGUUAGUUUUUGGCUGCCUCCCCACACGCCCGAAUCGGGGAAGGGGGUUCAUUCAAUCCCCAAGGGCCCGAAGGGAAAGGACUCCCCGGUCUCCCCGGACGGACGGACGCCGCAGCCUGAUUCUGUGAAGGGGUUAUUUAAUAAAAGAAAGGUCUCACGAAACGAA
Messenger RNA from Ornithorhynchus anatinus (platypus), 1229 nucleotides. It is a transcript of the gene LTAP1, whose product is annotated as chromosome X5 C1orf43 homolog. The coding region runs from base 139 to 957 and encodes 272 amino acids. The transcript has 7 exons. The record is from RefSeq and is a predicted model, not a curated record. NCBI's taxonomy places the organism in Eukaryota, Metazoa, Chordata, Mammalia, Monotremata, Ornithorhynchidae. Gene Ontology annotation, biological process: phagocytosis.